This is a messenger RNA of Microthlaspi erraticum, 1977 nucleotides long. The record is from the annotation of a GenBank genome assembly. NCBI's taxonomy places the organism in Eukaryota, Viridiplantae, Streptophyta, Magnoliopsida, Brassicales, Brassicaceae.
AUGUCUUGUUGCGCCUCUUUGAUUUUCCUUUUCCUUUUCUCCUUUCUCACUAGCUUCAGAGUUUCCGCACAAGAUCCCACUUACUUAUACCAUGUUUGUCCGAAUACGACAACUUACACAAGGAACACUCCUUACUUCGCCAAUCUCAGAACCCUUUUGUCUUCCCUCUCUUCCCGCAACGCCUCUUACUCCACCGGAUUCCAAAACGCCACGUCGGGACAAGCCACCGACAGGGUCACCGGACUCUUUCUUUGCCGUGGAGACGUCUCGCCUGAAGUUUGCCGUAACUGCGUUGGCUUCUCCGUCAACGACACUUUAAAUCGGUGUCCCAAUCAGAGAGAGGUCACGCUCUAUUACGAUGAGUGUAUGCUCAGAUACUCUAACCGGCCUAUUCUCUCGAUCCUGAACACCAAUGGAGGAGUUAUCUUGGCUAAUACCCAGAAUAUUACCUCGAACCAAACAGGGUUCAGAGAUUUGGUCUUGUCCACGAUGAACCAGGCCGCCACCGAAGCAUCGCGCAGUCCUCGAAAAUUCGAUGCAAGAAACGCCAAUUUCACUGCGUUCCAGAGCGUUUACGGACUUGUACAGUGCACGCCUGAUCUGACGACCCAAGACUGCUUCAGGUGUCUGCAACAGAUCAAUAAUCAGUUGCCUGUUUACAGAAUUGGGGGAAGACUUAUUGUGCCGAGCUGUAGUUCAAGAUAUGAGCUUUACGCUUUCUACAACGAAUCCGCCGUUAGAAGACCUCCACCACCGCCGGUUUCCACUCCUCCGGUGUCAGCUCCUCCGCGAUCUGGGAAAGGUGGGAAUUCAAAGGUGUUAGUGGUAGCCAUUGUGGUGCCUAUUAUAGUGGCUAUUCUGCUUUUUAUAGGUGGAUAUUGCUUCCUUGCAAAGAGGGCAAAGAAGACUUACGGCACAACAUCUGCAUUUGAUGGAGACGAUAUAACAACGGUAGAGUCGCUGCAACUUGAAUAUAGAACAAUUCAAACUGCAACAAAAGAUUUUGCAGAGAGUAAUAAGAUAGGUCAAGGUGGUUUUGGUGAGGUUUACGAGGGGACGUUAUCGGAUGGGACUGAAGUUGCGGUGAAAAGACUGUCAAAGUCAUCAGGACAAGGUGAAAGAGAGUUCAAGAAUGAGGUUGUUCUUGUUGCAAAGCUACAGCAUAGAAAUCUUGUUAGACUUCUCGGAUUUUGUUUACAAGGAGAAGAAAGGGUACUUGUCUACGAGUAUGUCCCCAACAAAAGCCUUGAUUACUUCUUGUUCGACCCUGCAAAGCAAGGUGAGCUAGAUUGGAGCAGGCGAUACAAAAUCAUCGGAGGCAUUGCUAGAGGAAUUCUAUAUCUUCAUCAAGAUUCACGACUCACAAUCAUACACCGUGACCUCAAAGCGAGUAACGUUCUCUUGGAUGCGGAUAUGAAUCCGAAAAUCGCUGAUUUUGGAAUGGCAAGGAUCUUUGGAAUGGACCAAACACAGGAGAACACAAGCAGAAUAGUUGGGACCUACGGAUACAUGUCUCCGGAGUAUGCAAUGCACGGUCAGUACUCAAUGAAAUCUGAUGUCUAUAGCUUCGGAGUGUUGGUUCUUGAAAUUAUAAGCGGCAAGAAGAAUAGCAGCUUCUACCAAACAGACGGUGCACAUGACUUGGUCUCAUAUGCUUGGAGGAUUUGGAGUAAUGGGACACCACUAGACCUCGUGGAUCCACUUAUUGUAGAUAAUUGCCAAAGGAGUGAAGUUGUUAGAUGCAUCCAUGUCGGUCUUUUGUGUGUUCAAGAAGAUCCUGCAGAGCGUCCGACCUUAUCAACCAUUGUUCUGAUGCUCACAAGUAAUACUGUGACUUUACCGAUUCCAAGGGAACCAGGUCUGUUCUUCCAGAGUAGAACCGGGAAAGACCCGCUUGAUUCGGACCAAUCUACAACGACCAAGUCUCUUCUAGGGUCUGUUGAUGAUGCCUCGAUCACGGAAGUAUAUCCUCGUUGA